Aureobasidium namibiae CBS 147.97 is the source of this 1293-nucleotide messenger RNA. RefSeq lists its product as uncharacterized. Gene Ontology annotation, biological process: carbohydrate metabolic process. The transcript has 2 exons. The record is from RefSeq and is a predicted model, not a curated record. Gene Ontology annotation, molecular function: hydrolase activity, hydrolyzing O-glycosyl compounds. The annotation marks the transcript as partial. NCBI's taxonomy places the organism in Eukaryota, Fungi, Ascomycota, Dothideomycetes, Dothideales, Saccotheciaceae.
CUAACAACUGCUCGAAUAGCUUCGGCUUCAGCUUUCACCAACCCCAUCAUCUCUGGUGUGAAUGCUGAUCCCUCUGCUAUCCGUGUUGGCGAUGAUUACUUUCUUGUUUCAUCAUCCUUCGAAUACUUCCCUGGAGUUCCUGUGCACCAUAGCACAAACCUCGUCGACUGGGAAUUGAUCGGCCAUGGGUUGAAUGAGAACAACAAGAUCUCGGAUCGUCAGCUUCUGACUACUGGAGGAAUCUUCGCUCCAACAAUCCGCCAUCAUAAUCGUACAUUCUACAUCAUCACGACUUAUGCGGAUAGUAUUCGUUUCCUUCCAGACUUCUUCCCUUUCCAGCAGAACAACUUCAUCGUAUCCACUGACGACCCCUUCUGGAACAACUGGACACAACCUUUGUACCUGGAUCAAGCUGGUAUCGACCCCGAUCUCUUCUGGGAUACUGACGGAACCGUAUACCUAAGCACUGGCUACCCCGAAUUUGGACCCAAGGGAGGAAAUAGCACUAUCUGGCAGUCCAAACUAGAUCUGACCACAGGAUACUCCUUGACUCAACCAGAGAUGAUCUACCGUUCUUCGUUGCCUGAAAACAUCCGAUGGGCCGAAGGUCCUCAUGUCUAUCUCAUCAACGGAACCUACUAUCUCUCGGUAGCCGAAGGCGGCACAGAAGUGUUGCGUCGUCAAACUAUCCACCGUGGACCAUCGCCUUCAGGACCAUGGGAAGCGAGUCCUCUUGGUCCUAUGCUCUUCAACAGUCGCGAUCCCUCGGCUCCUAUCCAGCAGACUGGUCAUGCGGAUAUCUUCCAGCGUCCCGAUGGUAAAUGGUAUUCCGUCUUCCUCGCGGUGCGUCCGCAGCUACCUCAAAACAUCAACGGUACAUACCAACUUGGUCGUGAAACAUUCUUGAGCUCUGUCACCUGGAACGAGGACGGCUGGCCUUUGGCAAACAACGGCAACCUGGUUACAUUUGAGAUGGAAGACCCAAAUCUGCCUGCAAAGUCCAAUGCUAGCCACACGCUACGCGACGACUUCUCGGGAUCUUCCCUGAAACUCGGCUGGGAGUUCAGAGGCACACCAUCCAGACCUUGGUGGCGCGUUGAGAAUAACACGCUGAGCCUUCGAGGUACCACGGCUACAUUGGACGCGCUAGACGGUAUGGCUCUGGUCCUGAGAAAGCAAGACGGACUUUUCUACACCUUCAGCGUCGACAUGACUUUCAAUCCUACUAUGGAUACACAAGAAGCCGGCAUUGUUGCAUGGGUCAAUGAUCACUACCAUGACACAGUAUCUGUU